GUCGCCCACCUUGACUCCCUCCGCUCCGCCAGCACCUCUUCGCCUGUGUCUACCUAGUAGUGUUGCCACCAAGGGCUUGCUGCUGCUGCUGCUGACAUGCCGCGACCCAAAGCACCGCCCACUCCGGCCUCCAGCACCGAUAUCAGAGCCAAGGACGGCUACCACGCUGGAGACGCGCUGAGUCUGCCUCCGACAGGCUACCAGGAGCACGAUGAUCGAACGACCACGAGCUCGACCACCCCGUCUGCCGCUGGCUCCGACUCAUCGCACAGCUCAUACCGUCCCACCUCGCCGCUCCAUGUCGUCGGGCGCCAACGGAUGGCGCCCGGUGGCGGAUCCGUCAUCAGCAAAGAUGAUUUCGCACUGCCGCCCCCACCGACGAGGUCUCGCAAGAUCAUACAGAUGAAGCCCAAGGGCAGCGCACAAGAAGCGCCCUCGGCUGCCGAGGUAUCGAAAGCGGCAUCCGCAGGCGACACCAGGUCGGCUGCAAAGGCUGGCAGCAAGAGAAAGUCAGCCACUGCUGGCACCACAGCAGCUGGUCGCAAGAUUGCCAGAAAGACCGCACAUAGCCUGAUCGAGCGGCGGAGGCGAUCCAAAAUGAACGAAGAAUUCGGGGUUCUCAAGGAGAUGAUUCCGGCAUGUCAAGGCCAAGAAAUGCAUAAGCUAGCCAUCCUGCAGGCGAGCAUCGAGUACCUUCGUUACUUGGAGCAAUGCGUGGCCGAAUUGAAGACACAGACUACUACACCCAGGUCCAGACGUUCGGCACCGCCACCUCCAAUACAUCCACCGCGCGUGGAGACCAUUGGUGACGAUGAUGGCGACGUGGACGAACCGAUGGAGGACGACGUUCACGACGUGAGCCCCUUGACGCGGGCGACUGUCAGUAGUGUGGCGCGUUCCACUUCCAUUGUGUCCCUGCCAUCGCUUUCCCAGAUGACCUCCACUUCUCCAUCGAUCUUCUCCGUGGGCGCAGGAAAACACCAUUCCGUCUCUUCUGCUGCAAGCAGCUACUCACCGUACUUUCACUCGCCAGCAUCAGAACUGCAAUUCCAUCAUGCUGCACCACCACCACCACCAGCGUCAUUCGGUAACAACACAUUCGGCCUGGGAAGCCCCGCCCUGAAGCCGGUCGAUUCGCACCUAAGACAAAUCGCAGAAGGAGCGACCGAGCUUUCCGCAGACGCACAGCGACUCGCCGCUGCUCACGGUAGUCGCAGCGACCAUGAGCUCGACCAGGAAGCGACUACUGCGCUUUUGAUGCUGAACCACGAUCGGCGCAAUUGGCGCGAACCCGGGCCUACACGAUCCGUCACGGGGAUGAGUGUGCGAGACUUGCUGGGCAACUAAAAAAAGUGAACUGUUGUGAUGCGUUGUGGUGAGCACGAGAUGAAUAGAUGAUCCGCGAGCAAAUGGUCCUGGAGGUCAAGAUGUCUUUUUACGAUGAGGAUGAGAGGAAUGUUUGUAAUGAAAAAUUUCGUUAUUCAGGUAGCCACAAACAACUGUACUUUCCAUGUUCAGGAUAUCGACCUGGUAGAGAGAGAGUGGGUCGUGCCACACCUUUGCCGACACCACACACUACACCUCCACGAGUAAAAUCCUCCAGUCAGAGAAAUGAUACCAGACGGGAUGGUUUUCUCCUUUGGUUCGCUUCCAAGGCCUCCUAGCAUUUGUGGAAGGGACACAUGGUCAUUCCUCGUAGCCGAGGUAUGGAUCGACGGUAGAACUCCCACUCUGCCGGUUUGCUCCUUCAUACCUACCUGUCAUCCCGUUCGUACCAAGUGCCAUUUAUAGAGCAUCUCGUGGCUGCCGUGGUUGAUGAGUCAUGUGAUAAAAGACUCUGGUCCAUCACCUGCAGAAUCCGACAAGGAGGCUGAACCGCGACUGCGGCGAGGACGGUCAGGACGGCGGAGUGAAUCCUUCGUGCCAGAAACUUCACAGUGGUGGUGAUUGCGCGGUGGAGUUCAUCUAUUAUACCCCAUCCCAAAGCCGAUAGACAGUAGGGUUGCUUGAAUUCCAGAGAUGUCUCUGGUGGACAAAGCACAGGGCUUGCCUCACGAUGCGAGCAUACCACCUCGGCUGGCAAAUCCAAACCCACCUCUGCCACUAUUGUCGGGCCCUCGAGGCUGUCUCACGGGCUGAUCUUCUUUCGGCGUGGUGUUACUCGAUUCUCGCUUGUAUAUUUGUGGGGGAAGGUCAGGAUCAAACAGCUGCUGGUUUCCCGCGGGCGUGGGCGUGGGCGAGGCCGACGGUUCCUUCGACGACUGCGGCUGGCCCCUGCGAGUACCAUUCAGCUUUCCUCCCCGGGGAGGACGUCGACUGCUGUCACGAGCCUGAGAGUUGUCGCGCGAGCUCGAAGCCAAAGUCGGCUUGGAGGCUCCCAUGAUCCUCUCCCGUGCCUCUGCAUAUCGCUUCUGCUUCUCCUCACGCUCAAUCUUCGCCCUACGUUGCCGUUCCUCAAAGUCCGCUUCCAGCUUCUUCCGCCGCUCCUCCUCACUGUCGUCAUCCUCGUCGUCGUCGCCCCUUCGAGCGUUUGCUGGGGGCUUUCUGCUGAGAAGCGUGACGGGAACUUGGUAGUCCUGCUUCAAUGGCACAACGCCUCGAGUCUCGAGCCAGUGGUGACGGGCGGGAUUGUCGGCAGAGUCCCAGAGCUGCUUAUUGUGCUCGAUAUGCUGCGCCUUGCGCGCGGCCUUGGUCAGCCGGGGAGCAGGGAGCGGUGCGCCUGGUGUUGUUCCUGUUGCUCCUGCAGGCGCCCCUUGGUGCGAGACGUGGUCGGCAACCUUUUCCCAAUCGUCGUCGUCCCAUGCAUUCGGCACGCCGCCUCUACCGCUCAUCUCGUGUCG
Molecule: messenger RNA, 2840 nt
Organism: Sphaerulina musiva SO2202
Lineage: Eukaryota; Fungi; Ascomycota; Dothideomycetes; Mycosphaerellales; Mycosphaerellaceae
Exons: 2
Coding region: 97-1347 (416 amino acids)
Molecular function (GO): protein dimerization activity
Source: RefSeq, a predicted model, not a curated record